Messenger RNA from Dufourea novaeangliae, 855 nucleotides. Its product is annotated as transmembrane protein 242. NCBI's taxonomy places the organism in Eukaryota, Metazoa, Arthropoda, Insecta, Hymenoptera, Halictidae. The record is from RefSeq and is a predicted model, not a curated record. The transcript has 2 exons. Bases 147 to 566 code for a protein of 139 amino acids.
AACCGCUAAGCAUGGCCGCAAUUUCAUAAACCAAGUGAUAUUUUUCGACUUUUUACGGAGAUUUUCCAAAAAUCCGUAACUAUUUCCGCAAUAACGCAAUACAUUUUAAUAAUUCACACAAUAGAUUAUAAUGUAAAUCAACAAUUAUGCCUGACAAAAAGACAAAGAGCGACAAAGAACGUUUUUACGCUACAAUGUUCAUAAGUAGUGCGGCAGGAAUCUCAGCUCUGUUUGGUUUCUGUAGUGCAUUAGCGUCAGCCAAAAAACGAGAUACAAAGAGCUUCGACGUUGGAUUCAUGGGAGGGAAAGGUUUUCCAGAAUCAGGAGCAUCGCUCGCUACAAGAGCCCUUCUUUGGGGCUCAGUGUGGGCAAUUAGUGGCUGUGGUUUGCUCUUCUAUGGAAUCUGGAAACUUUCCGGUGCUACUACAGCAGAAGAAUUUCGAUUAAAAAUGGGGUCUAUCUUGCCACGCAUACCAAAGAAUAAUCCUCCUCAGAGUAGAACUGAAUUUGAAAACCUUACUGAUCUGCUUAGAUAUGUUUCCGAAGAAUGGGGUAAAGAAAAGUAAUCCCAUUUAAAAGUUACAAUAAAAACAGAAAAAUAGUCACUGUAAAGCAUUUUUUAUUUAUAAAGGUACUUGAAAAAAAUCCACGUGAAGUGAAGUUUGAAGAACACUGAAAUGCACGAAACUGAGUAUUCAUUAUCUUUAAAUAAAAUAAACAUUUUCGCCGGUUGUAGGCAGUAAUUAACAGCCAUGUUAGAAUGACCAUAAAAUAUUUUAUGAUUUAUACUUCAGGGCAUACCUCUGUUGACUUAACACAUUAAGUUAUGUUUAGUUUAUCGAUAUGGAAGAGAAC